CUGAGAAUAGAACGGAGCCGUGGAGGGAGAGAGAAAGAGAGCGAGCGAGCGAGAGCGCGCGCGAGAGAGCGAGAGAGGAGCGGUACUGGGGGGAUCUCUUGCGAAUCGCGAGAUUCAAUCCGACCCCGAGCGGAGAUCCACAACUGAUACAGAGAGAGCAGAGAGCCACAGGCAGACGCCCACAGAGAGGCGAGCCGAGGCAGAGGGGCCCGGGCUGGCUGCUGGCCGAGAGAAUCUGCGAGGAAGGGGAGCUGAAGGGGGUUGGGGAGAGACGCUGAGACGGCGAGACCCAUUGGACGCGCACCCGCAGAUGCCAGCUUGACCACGGGGACUUGGCCUUCGACGCGAGGCGCACUUGGCGGCUGCUGCUGCUGCUGCGGUCGAUGCUGCUGCUGCUGAAGACGAUGACCAUUAACAACACUGCCGACACUGCCACGUGAGGUCAACAAACUUGACCAGACGGCGCAGUAAUUAGGUUCGGUCCGUACUCGAACAAAAACAACAUAUCUAUUUAUAUCACUAAGCUGCUGCCGCUGCUGCUGGUGGCGGCGGUGGUGGUCAUCAUCUGCCCCGUGUCAAUUGACUGAUGCCAAUUCGGGGUCAGGCAGCCGCGUCCCGCAACGCGGGAGCGGUUGUGCCUCCUCCUGCUGCUGCUGCUGCCGCUUCUGCUGCUGCUGCUGCCUGUGUCUCACAGCAGCAACAGCCGCGCACGGGCUGCUUCGGUAACCGCUGCUCGAUAUGCGGCGGACGAGGACUGUUGCUUGUUUGAGGUCUCCUCCUGCUCCCACCACCGCCUCCCACACCGUCGUCGUCGCCGCCGCCGCCGUCUGUGGGCACUGCCCCGUGACCGCGCGCACGAACGCAGAGGAGCGCUCUGAAAUUGCGCUGGCAUCGCCUGCGCAGCCGCCGAGACGUUCCGGCAAGUGCUCGAGGCCAGGUGUGUUGACGUUCAGCAGCAGCAGCAGCAGGUGAAGAGGACAUCAGCGAUGAGAAAUACGACCUCGGUGAAUUUGGAGGAGGGUUAGAGAGAUAUUUGGCAGAUACGAGAGCGGGUUGAGUCGUCGGAGGAGUCGGAGGAGGAGGAGGUGGUCGAGUGGGAGGCAACACGUGGAUGGACGAAGAGGCGGUCGCUGUUGUUUACAUUGCGAGGCAGCCGGCGGCGCGCGCUGCUGGCUAUUAUUGGGGACGAGGUCGACUGUCGUCGAAGAGGUGACACGGACAAGGCGGUGCUGCGAUUACAGCUCCACUACCAAGCGCCCUCUGCGCGCAAAGUCGCUCAGCAGCAGCAGCACCAGCAGCAGCACCAUCACCGCCGCCGUUGCUGGCAGACGGACAGGACGAGACGAGCAGCACCCUCCCCCACCCCCCACUCUCUGCCCGUCCGCCCGACGCACAUGAACCAUGGAGAACAACGCGGAGGGCUCCGCGGUGGACGGCAAACCGUGCACGGCCAGCGACGAGGAGCUGAGCUCUCUAGCGCCACACGGCUCCUCGGGACACCUCGUGGCGGGUCCGAGGCGCCUCAUGUGGCAGUCUGCCGUGCGGCACAUCACCGAGCAGCGCAGCGCGCAGUGCAAGGUCACGGUGACCGACCAGGACAUCCAGGACAUCAACAAGCAAAUCCUGAACAAGGGCUCUCGCAGCGGCAGCCACGCGAGCUCGGGGAAAGUGCACCCAGGUAAAGCCAGCCACAGUUCGACGGACAGCGACUACAGCGCGGGAGGAGGAGGAGGAGGAGGCGAUUCGUACGAGCGCACGGCAUCAGAGUACCUGCUGGGCAGAGGGAUCACGUACCGGGGCCUCAUCCUGCCCACGCUCAGAGACGCGUUCAGGUCGCGCGACUUAGAGCGCCUCUACCAGCGCUACUUCCUACGCCAGCGGCGGAAGUCGCUGAUCGUCAUGAACGUGGUGGACAUCCUCUUCAAGCUCACGGUGCUCGUGGUCUACACGAGCGUGGCGCCCUCGAUGCUCAAGCCCGUGCGCGCCGCGCUCGCCGGCGCGUUCAUCGCCGUCGGCGUCAUCCUGUGCAUCCUGGUGCUCGUGGGCAAGAACGCGGCGUCGCACGCAUACCUGCAGUGCGCCGGCAUGAUCACCUGGCUGUCGCUCAGCGUGCAGGUGGCAGGCGGGCUCGGCUGCGGCCUCUACCGCGACGGGGUCUCGUACGCGCUCUUCACGGUGUUCGCCACCUACACCAUGCUCCCGCUGCCGCUGCUGUGGUCCAUCCUGGCCGGGAUGUCCACCUCCGCCGUCUUCCUGCUCGUGCAGGGCUUUGUCCUGGCUCCGAGCGACUUCCUUCCCCGGCAGCUGUGCGCCAACGCGCUGCUGCUGGCGAGCGUGAACGCCGCGGGCCUCGUCACGAGCUCCCUGUCGGACCGUGCCCAGCGGCAGGCCUUCCUGGAGACGCGUCGCUGCAUUGAGGGGCGCGUGCGACUGGAGAUCGAGAACCAGCGGCAGGAGCGGCUGGUGCUGUCGGUGCUGCCCAGGUUCGUGGUGCUUGAGAUGAUCAACGACAUGUCCAACGUGGAGGAGGAGCAGCUGCCGGCGCAGUUCCACCGCAUCUACAUCCACCGCUACCAGAACGUCAGCAUCCUCUUUGCGGACGUCAAGGGCUUCACGAACCUGUCCACGAGCCUGUCGGCGCAGGAGCUCGUGCGGAUGCUCAACGAGCUGUUUGCGCGAUUCGACCGGCUCGCCCAGGAGCACCACUGCCUGCGCAUCAAGAUCCUGGGCGACUGCUACUACUGCGUGUCGGGACUGCCCGAGCCGCGCACCGACCACGCGCACUGCUCUGUCGAGAUGGGGCUCGGCAUGAUCCGCGCCAUCCGGUUCGUGCGGAAAACCACAAAGCACGACGUGGACAUGCGGAUCGGGAUCCACACGGGCUCGGUGCUGUGCGGGGUGCUGGGCCUCCGCAAGUGGCAGUUCGACGUCUGGUCGUGGGACGUCGACAUCGCCAACAAGAUGGAAGCCGGCGGCAUCCCAGGCCGCGUGCACAUCUCGCGCGCGACCCUCGACUGCCUGAAGGGCGACUACGCCGUGGAGGACGGCAACGGGCAGGAGCGCAACGAGUUCCUGCGCCGCCACGCCAUCGAGACCUUCCUCAUCGUGCAGAGGGGCAUCGGCGGCGGCGGCGGUGGCGGCGGCGCCGGCUCGGGUCCCGACGAGGAGGAGCAGCUGCUCCAGCCGCCCGAGGAGGGCCUCUUCUGCGCCACCUCCUCCGCCUCGUCCGUGGCCGCCGCGCCGCCGGUCGUCGCGGCCGCUGUGCCGCUCACUUCGCCGGCCGCGUCGUCAUCGUCCGUGGCCGCCGCCGCGGCGGCAGCUUCUGGCAGCGCCAACGGGCACUGCGCGAAUGGGGGCGCAGACGGCGUCGGUGAUGGUCCCGGUGGUGGCGGCGUUGGCGUUGUUGGCGGUGGUGGUGGUGGUGCCGGUGUUGGUGCCUGUGUUGGUAGCGGCGGUGGUGUUGGUGGUUGUGGUGGCAGUUCCGGUGCUGCCAGUGCCGGCGGCGGGGGUGAGAAGCGGCAUCGGUCGCUCACGCCCUCCGAGAGCUCGUGGAGCCCCGAGCUGCCCUUCGACAACAUCGUGGUGAAGCAGAGCACGCUGGUGGCGUUGACGCGCACCACCAUGAACCUCCUGCCGAGCCACCUGGCGCCGGCGAUGCCGUCGGCGGGCGCGACGGGGCUCGACGAAAUCAGCCGGCGGAUCGAGCACGCCAUCAACGUGCGCAGCGGGGACAAGCUGCGGCAGGAGCACAUCCGCCAGCUGUCGCUCUCCUUCCGCGAACCCAACGUGGAGCUCAAGUACUCCCAGAUGCGUGACGACGUCUUCAAGUCCAACCUGGUGUGCGCCUUCGUCAUCCACGUGUUCAUCGUGAGCGUCAACUGCGUCAUCCCUCCUCCCGCGGUGGUGCCUAUGUCGGUGAUCGCGUCGCUGCUCACGGCGCUGUACGCGGCGCUGCUCUGCGUGGCAAUGGCCGAGGAGUACAAGUGUCUGCCCGCCGAACUGCGCCGCCUGUGCUGCCGCGUGCACGAGACGCACCUCGCCCGCAACCUCCUCGCCGGCGCCGCCAUCGCCUUCAACUUCUCCGCCGCGCUCAGCAACAUCUUCUGGUGCCAAACUGCUGAAAAUCAGAACUCCUUUAAUCGGACCGAAGUCAAUUCCACCGCGCACAACAUCUGCUUUUUCCCGGAGUACUUUGUGUUCACGGGCGCCAUGGCGAUGGUGACCUGUGCCGUGUUCCUGCGCUUCAACUCGGUGCUGAAGCUGGCGGUGCUGCUCGGUGCGCUCGCCCUCUACGCGGCCCUCAUCCAGAUCAGCCACGGCGCGCUGUUCGUCGCCACCGCCGCCGCCGCCGCCGCCGCCUCGGGCCGGCCGGGCCUCGGACACGUGGACGAUACAGAGCACCCGGGCCGGAGGGAGAUCUGCGUGGCGCUGAUGACCAUGUUCGUGGUGGCGGUCUUCUACCACGGACGGCAGCUGGAAUACACGGCGCGCCUCGACUUCUUGUGGCGGCUGCAGGCGCGACAGGAGGUUGACGACAUGCGGGAGCUGCGCGAGCACAACGAGAACCUCCUGCGCAACAUCCUGCCCAACCACGUGGCGCAGUACUUCCUGGAGAAGGACCGCGACAACGACGAGCUCUACUCGCAGCAGUACGAGAAGGUGGGCGUCAUGUUCGCCUCCAUCCCCGAGUUCGCGGACUUCUACUCGCAGACGGAGAGCAACAACCAGGGCGUGGAGUGCCUCCGCCUCCUCAACGAGAUCAUCGCCGACUUCGACGAGCUGCUCGGGGAGGAGAGGUUCCAGGACAUCGAGAAGAUCAAGACCAUCGGCAGCACCUACAUGGCCGCGUCGGGGCUCUCUCCCGAAAAACAGAACUCCGAGGACGAGUGGGCCCACCUCAGCUGCCUCGCCGACUUCGCGCUGGCCAUGAAGGAGACGCUGCGAGACAUCAAUACGCACUCCUUCAACAACUUCGAGCUCCGCGUGGGCAUCUGCCAGGGCCCCGCGGUGGCGGGCGUCAUCGGCGCGCGGAAGCCGCAGUAUGACAUCUGGGGCAAGACGGUGAACCUGGCGAGCCGCAUGGACAGCACGGGCCUCAGCAGCCGGAUCCAGGUGCCCGAGGAGACCUACCAGAUCCUGCGCGGCCGCGGCUUCGCCUUCGAGUACCGCGACGAGAUCUACGUGAAGGGCAUCAGCGAGCAGGAGGGCAAGCUGAGGACCUACUUCUUGAUCGGCCGCGUGAGCCCCACGCCGCUCGUGACGUACCCGCGACGGCUCGCUGGCCAGAACUCGCUUGCCGCGGUCGUCUUCAGCCUCGUGCAGUCGCGCAACCGCCAGAAGCAGAAGGCGGCAAUGCUGAGAGACGGGGGCGGCGGCGGCGGCGGCGGCGGUGGUGGCGGUGGAUCGGGAGCUGUGGGAAGUGGAGGUGGCGGCGGUGGCGUUGGCGGUGGCGUUGGCGUUGGGGGUACGGGCGGAUCGGUGGGCGUGCCGCGUACGUUCAGCGCGCACAGCAACGGCGGCGGGCGCAGCGGCAGCAGCAGCAGUCACUUGCAGCAGCAGGCGCAGUCGCCCAGCAGCCCUCUGCCGCAGCUCCUCAAAGUGCCGGAGACGCACCAGCAGCAGCAGCAGCACCAGAAGGUGGAGCCGGCCGAACACGCCGUCCCGUAGCGAGCGCCGGUCGCGACGCUAACGCGGACCCGGGCCGGGGUCCGUUUGAAAGAAUGAGAGAGAAAAUGAAAUGGGUUUGAAAACGACGAAUAUAAAGUGGAAUAUUAAAAAAAAUGUAAGUGAUGGUGAUGAGGGAAUGAGAAAAUGGAACAAAUAUGGCUAGCAAGGAUGCAGUUGCAUCUUUUUUAAAGGUUACGUAGCUGAGCAUGUCACGCUUCUAUGACAAGUGCCAGUUUUUGUUUUCUUUUUAAAAUUGUGUUCAUUGGACAGUGUUGAUCGACACUAACCCAUGCAGUGUUUGGCGUGUUUCGACGCAAUAGUGUAACGACGUGCAAUGUACCGUCCCAGCACCUUUGAUGGCCCCAACUCCUGGCCCUCGCGAACCCACGUACCGGUGUCUUGAUUCUGGUUGUUCUUAAAACUUACAAUAACGCAAAAAAAACAUUGAUGAAAAAAAAAUUUAUUCCGUCUUCGUUACAUUCCUAAUUCAAUGCGGCAGUGUUAAGCACUUUGACUAUGUCCUACUCACUGCUAAGCAUUACGACCAAAGGCAAUCAGGCAGGACUGAUUAUGAUUUGAAUGCUUGCGACGGUUGUAGCCUGCUGGCUUACGUUCCUGUCAGCCGGCACCGUGUUACUUUGCCCCCACAACUUGCGUUGUACAAUUAAGAGCGCAGCAUUGCUUGACCGUGCGUAUUAGACAGUGGGGCUUAACGCUUCGGGCUAAUGUACCCUAAAGAGAAGGCUACAAAAGACACAGACACAAUACAUUAUAUAUAUGCGAGCGCGUGUAAUAUAUUGUAUGCAUACUCUAAAGCGGCCGUUUGGGAACAGAUGCGAGCCGUGGGCUGCUGCGUCCGAUAGCAGCAGAAGCCACCGGGUCGGUGAUGAUGAUGAGAGAGACGCACGGAAGACCUCCCGGCCGUGCCGUGCCAUGCGCGAGACAGCCGGGGCGUAUCCCCUUGUAGCCCCCUACCCUGUGAGUGACCCCCCCCCCCCCAAGCCUCCUCCUUAGCCAGCCCGUUGCCCCCCCCCCCCCCUUCCCCUCGCCUCCCAUGGGCGGGGAGGCUCGGUGCAUGCGUCCGGUCCCCCUCUUCUUGGCGUCACCCUCAGAGCGCAGCCGCCGAUAUUUCGCCGCGCGCGUCGCAGAGCCGGACGAUUCAGCCGGGCGAGCAAGCGAGCGAGCGUGCGGGCGCUGCUGAGCGGUGCGCGCGCGCGCGUGACCUUCGUUGCAAUACUGCCGAGCCCGUGGCGGUGUCGAUCGACGAUGCACCCUGCCGCCGCCCAAAGCCACUGGGGGCGCGAACUUGACGGUCGGCUGAAAACACGGGAGAAAUAAAUACCGUCAUGGUACAUUUUUUAACGCACUCGCACGCAAGCACGCGCGCAAGCACACGCGCGCACACCUGACAAAAUCGGAAUGCCCCGCAGCUAAUCGUUAGCGCCCGUGCUUAUUCACUCGAGGCUGCUAAUGCAUGCAUGGCAGGGUUACGCAGAAUAUACGAAGGGGCCAUUCCGUUGUGUGUGGCGCAGUCACGCUCUCCGUGUUGGGAUGGCAGAGGCUGGUGGCAUCGUUGCCUAGCAACCUCCUCCCCCCCCCCCCCCCCCCUAAAAAUGGGAUUCUAUGCAGGUUAUUUCCAUCUGCUGGUGCGACGUAAUAACGAGAUAAUGAAUACACAGGCGGGACACGGGGCUGCAGAGCGAUCCGUUGGUUUUGGGAGGGGAGCGCGGGGCAGGGGGGGGCACUGUCGAAAUGCCAUCAGCCACUUGCCGUGGCUUGCCCCCGGGGGGAAAAAAACAAAAAAACUAAGCCAUUCAUCAGUGUCAUUUAUGUUUUUUAACAUAAAGAUAACAAAAAAACACUACUUUAUUGCAAAAAGAAAAGCCUUUCACCAUAUAUUGGUUGUGUAAAUAGAAUUCACAAAACACAUUCUUGACCUUUUUGUAUACUGUACAUUGUUUUAAAAUGUGUUUCUUUUUUUCCCCGACAAAUUAAUUGUACAUAAUGGUGGAAAAUAUUUUUUUUGGGGGGGAGGGAAUUUUUUUUUGGUCGUUUCUUUAAUUUUUAAUAACUUUUUUUUGUUAAGCGAUGUUUUAAAAAUAUAUAUUACGUGCCAGCACCUCUGUGAGAGUUUUACAUCGUAACAAAUAAAUGGGUAGUCAUUGUUUAUUUCUGUUCGGCGAGCUUUUAUUUUUCUAUUUACGAUCAUCGCAUGACUGGUCAAACAACGAAAGGCGAUCUCGGUUUUUUUUUUUAAAUAAAGGGGAGUUCUGCAUUGCUCAACAACAACAAAACGUGCGAUUUAAACGUGGAUUUAAAUAUCGGUGCAUGCUCGGGUUGUGGACAGAGCUCUCGUGUGCAAUGGCGUGCCUUUUUGUUUGCUUUACUAAGACACAACAACAACAAAAAUAUGCAUCCACCUGUCUGGUUUAUUGGUAAGAAUUAUGCUGUGUAUGGGUUUUUUUGUAUUCGUUUAAUUUUGAGCGAUAAAAAAAGCGGAAAAUUC
Messenger RNA from Lethenteron reissneri (Far Eastern brook lamprey), 8173 nucleotides. It is a transcript of the gene ADCY8, whose product is annotated as adenylate cyclase 8. Lineage: Eukaryota; Metazoa; Chordata; Hyperoartia; Petromyzontiformes; Petromyzontidae. The record is from RefSeq and is a predicted model, not a curated record. Gene Ontology annotation, molecular function: adenylate cyclase activity. Gene Ontology annotation, biological process: cAMP biosynthetic process; adenylate cyclase-activating G protein-coupled receptor signaling pathway; intracellular signal transduction. Gene Ontology annotation, cellular component: plasma membrane.